AUGCUUCCUCAUGACUCAGAAACUCGUUCCCACCUCAUCCCCCCUGUCUAUUCCCCAGGUGGCCUUCCAAACGCUCAUCCCCCGCUUCCUCACGACCAGAGUCGCCUCUACUCUCGCCGUGCCUCAUCAUGUUUUGACUCUCUAUGUCAUGUUGCACCCCCCUACCCACCCCUUCCAUCCCUCCACAUCGCCUUCCAUUCCAAGCGCUCAUCCCCCACUUCCUCACGGCCAAAGUCGCUUCUUCUCUUGCCUAUCCUUCUGUUCACCUUUCCCCCCUUCGCCUUUCCCCCCUUCGCCUUUCCCCCCUUCGCCUUUCCCCCCUUCAACUUUCCCCCCUUCGCCUUUCCCCCCUUCACCUUUCCCCCCUUCGCCUUUCCCCCCUUCACCUUUCCCCCCUUCACCUUUCCCCAGGUGGCAUUCCAAGCGCUCAUCCCCUGCUUCCUAAUGACCAAAGUCGCCUCUACUCUCGCUGUGCAACCACUCACCUCGCUCGCUGCCCUGCCCUUCCUCGCUGUAAUUCAGGUCCUCUGUGGAAUACCUCUAGGCAGGCUAGCCUGCCUACCACCGUCCCUCUUCCCCCUCUUCUCUCGCUUCUGUACUGCUUAUGUUCUCCAGUUCGCCUUGUCCUCUAUCCUCUGUGGAGCAGCGCUAGCGCUAGGCAAGCUAGCCUGCACAAUCGCCUACCGCCGUCCCUCCUCACUCUCCUCACUCCCCUCCCCUCCUGCCGCCCGUCACAUCGCCUUCUCCGUCGCUCAGAGCCUCGGCCUCUCUCCCUCUGCUGCCGCCCUCCUCUCUGGCCUCCCCCCUCCGAAGCGGGAGGGGGCGGUGGAGGGGAAGGUGGGCGGUGGGAAGGUGGCGCCUGGGCGGGGAGUUUUGUCUGCACCUGGGAUGGUUGGGGCAGCGGAGCGGGCGGCGGGGAGGAAGGAGGCGGUGGUUAUGUCAGCAUGUGCGUUUGGAAACUCGCUCACUCUGCCUCUUGUGUUUCUGGCAACGCUGCUGACUCGCGCUGAUGCUGACAGAGCCGCUGGGUACCUCGCACUCUUCAUGGUCGGGGCUGCUGGGUACCUCGCACUCUUCAUGGUCGGCUGGUCCCCCACGUUCUGGACUCUAGGCUACAGCAUGUUCCCAGGGGGGGAUAACAAGCAGGAGGAGGGUGAGCGGGUGGGGGGAGACAUGUUCCCAGGGGGGGAUAACAAGCAGGAAGAGAGGGAGCGGACGGGUGAAGAGGCGAGUGCAGCAGCAGCAGUGGCAGCAGAAGCGAUGGGAGUGACGGGGUUUGAGCAUGCUGUCAGCCGUGUGAUGGCGGUGGUUCAGAAAGUGCUAGCAGGUCUGCUAAUAGGAGCCACCCCUCUUUCCCACUUCUUCCUCCCCGCCUCCUCCUCCUCUGCUGCUGCUGCCGCCUCCCUCCCAGCCUAUGCCUCACCAUGGCUCUUCAGCCCUGCCACUGCCGGCAUUCUGCAUGGCAUCAUGGAGGUCCUGUGGCUCUUCAGCCCUGCCACUGCUGGCAUCCUGCACAGCAUCAUGGAGGUGGUGGGGGCAGGCGAGGCAAGGCAUGCGGGUUGGAGAACCACUCUUCGCCAGAUGGCAUGCCUCGCCACUCAACCACCUUCCUCCCUCCCUCCCGCCACCGCCCAGGCAGCAGCUAUUCUUGGGUCAGCCUGUGUGGCCGUGCAAGCAGUAGUGCUUGCGUCCUCUCUCGCCUCCUCCAUCCCCUCCCGCAUCUCCCUCUCCUGGCCCAAACCCUCCUCCUCCCCUUCCUCCACUCCCUCCCCCUCUCCGUCCUCCUCCUCACCAUCUCAUCCCUCCUCUCCCACCUCUGCUGCCACAGCAGCAUCUGUGUCAGCAGCAAUCGAACAGCUGCUACCACCAGCAGCCAACACCGAAGUCACGGCGCUAUCGACAAUCCCUACACCAGCAGCAUCUGUGUCAGCAGCAAUCGAACAGCUGCUACCACCAGCGGCCAACACCCAAGUCACUGCUCUCGUGCCCAUGCCUGUGCAAGGCAGCACCCCCUCUUCCCUUGUGCUCUUCAGUCCCAACCAACUGCCUGCCCUUUUCGGCCUGAGCAUGAGAGAAAUAAGGGUGGAGUCUCGUGGCCCUCGCCACUCUGCUUCUGUCGCUGCACCUGCUGGAGGAGGGGGAAAUGGUAGUGGUGGAAGAUUGGGAAAUGGGGGAGAUGGCAGCACUGUUAGUGAGCCAGCUGCUGGAGCGAGCCUUUCUUCCUCUGCUGCUGCUUCUCCCUCAUCCUCCGCUGCCGCGCUGCCCUCCUUGCUGGAUGAUAGGGCGCUCUGGGUGGUGUGUGCUGUGCGCCUGCUGCUGCUGCCCAUGCUUGGGACUGUUGGAAUAAUGGUGAGGCGUUGUCCUCUUCUUCCCUCUCUCUUCCAAUCCCUCCCUUUCCUCUCCUCUUCUUCCCUCUCUCUUCCAAUCCCUCCCUUUCCUCUCCUCUUCUUCCCUCUCUCUUCCAGUCCCUCCCUUUCCUCUCCUCUUCUUACCUCUCUCUUCCAAUCCCUCCCUUUCCUCUCCUCUUCUUUCCUCUCUCUUCCAAUCCCUCCCUUUCCGCUCCCCUUCUCCCUCUCUCUUCCAAUCCCUCCCCUUUGUCCGUUCCUCUUCCCCCUCUCUAUUCCAACUCCUCCACUUCCGUCCUCUCUCACACUUCCAACCCCUCCCCUUGACAAACCCCCCUUUCCGCGCUCCCCUUGCUUCUCAGGCACUAUUCAGACCGCCAUGCCAUCAGCUCAAAAUCUCGUGCUUAUGUCUCAGCUCAGCCCGGCCACCAAGCCUCUAGCAGGAAUGCUCGCCUCGCUCAUGCUCCGACAGGUCCCAGCCACCAAGCCUCUAGCAGGAAUGCUCGCCUCGCUCAUGCUCCGACAGCCCAGCCACCAAGCCGCUGGCAAGAAUGCUGGAGUCCUUGAUGCUGCGACAGGUGGGUUGUGGGAGGUGUAG
Molecule: messenger RNA, 2943 nt
Organism: Closterium sp. Naga37s-1
Lineage: Eukaryota; Viridiplantae; Streptophyta; Zygnematophyceae; Desmidiales; Closteriaceae
Source: the annotation of a GenBank genome assembly